Molecule: messenger RNA, 3779 nt
Organism: Zeugodacus cucurbitae (melon fly)
Lineage: Eukaryota; Metazoa; Arthropoda; Insecta; Diptera; Tephritidae
Product: tigger transposable element-derived protein 1-like
Exons: 2
Coding region: 1506-3164 (552 amino acids)
Cellular component (GO): nucleus
Molecular function (GO): DNA binding
Source: RefSeq, a predicted model, not a curated record
CCUCAUUUGUGUACAUACAUAUGUUUUUUUCUUCAAAUUUUUAAUGAAUAAUUUUGUGAAUGGAAAAAUAGUUUGCCGAAUCGUUCCUUUAAUUAUCUUAUUCGGUUGCAUAUAUUGAGAAGCUGAUUUCUUUACUUCACGUAAGCGAUUGAAGAAAAAUAAGGUACAGUCCUAAAGAAAUUGCAAGAACGUGUUUUAAAAUACUAAAUAAAACUGUUGUAGUAGAUAAUCUGUCCAAGGGAAUAUAUCUUGAACUCUGUCUCCUUGCACUUUAAUUGAAGCGAAAGCUUAAUGUUAAGGCGUACUUCUACCAGACCAAUAUGUUUGUUGAUGUAUGAUAAUUCUGCUCGCUAUCUUUAGGCGCUGCUCGUCUGAAAGCAACAACAAAGUUAUCUAGUUGAAUUCGUGCAGGAGAGUAUGCGGAUACCUCAUUAUUCAUUAUACAAAAUUAUUUUUAAACAGAUUUAAGUAUUUCUCCACCUAAGAAAAAUAUUCAAAUCUCAAACCACAAAUCAAAUCAAAGGUAAAUGGUUGAGCAAGCAGUUUUGGCGGCCACGAAUACAGAUGUAAAUGACAUAAACUAAAUAAGGCUGCGUGCAUUUCGGAGCUGCGAUAAGUGAUAAGAGCGUCGAUAAGAGCGAAGCGUCUUACAUUGAUACAUGUAAUUUAAUACAAGUGUGCAUGUCGGAGCAGCGCGCGAACUCACUCUUUGCUGGCUAUCAUCGAUAAGAGCGUAGAAAUUGUAGGUCAGUAAUUUCUUCGCUCUUAUCGAUGAUGGACACGGAAGACUUAAUAAGAAUUAAGAUGAAGAUCUUUGUUUUUUUAAGUUUAUUGCCUCUUGUGAAAAAUAUGUCUUCAUCGGAUAAAAUACUAUACCGAAUAAAGGUAUCGCAGCUGACACAUGAAUGGAUUAACCCAAAAAUUUGGUAAUUUCGCCAGCCUUGCUGCAGUCGAUCCGAAAUUUGAGACAGAAUGUAAUCGAAUGUAUCGCUUGUCAUUCUCAUGUACAAUAAUACCCCGACCUACGCUACCCCGUUUUACGCGAAUUCGAAGAUACGCGGUUUUUCAUUUUGAUUGCCGCGGGAAUUAAGAAUGCUAUUUAGGCAAUUCUAAAAUAUAUAUUUUACCAGGAUAUUACUCCUGGGUUUCUCUUUAUUUAAUAUAAAGGUAUUAUAAAAUACAUCUAACUAUGUCUAUGGUUUAUAUUAAACUAAGUUGAAGAACACACAGUGCGUCCGAUACACUGUAUUUAUAGCUUUAUACUGAUGUAGCGUGGCGUGCUGUGAUUCGUUGUUUUAGGUGGCAUGAUAUUUGCUGUAGAUUUUUGUGGCAUGAUGUUAUCUCCCUUUGUUUGAAUGUUCACGUUGUAUAUAUAGGUGAAGGUAUUAACUCGCGCAUCGGCUCUCUCCCUCCGCCCACUCAGUGUUCAAUUUGCGAUAGGUUUAAACGUGUUCCGCGUGAAAUUGUUUUAAGUGCGCAGUGCGUUUUACUUAUAAUUUCUAAUUAUGUCGUCUAAAAGAACGAAAAAUGAGUCAUUUGAGCCUAACAAGAAAAGAAAAACACUGUCUUUGGAGUGUAAACUGAAUAUAAUUAAAGACUUUGAAGCAAAAAUGAAAAUUUGUGAAUUGGCAAAGAAAUUUGACCUACCGGAAUCAACAGUCCGAACGGUUGUAAAAGGUAAAGAAAAAAUUAUGACCGCUGUGAAAGACUCUCAAUCUUUGAAUUCAAGUAUCAUCCGUAAGCGUCACGGUAUUAUCGCACAGAUGGAAACAUUGCUACAGUCAUGGUGUGAUAAUCAAGUAAGAGUGAAAAAUUGUCCUGUUGAUCAAAAUACAGUGUGCUUUCAAGCAAAGCAGAUUUUUGAAAAACUAAAAGAAGAAGCUGGGGAGGCGGCUGAAAAUGAAGUGUUUAAAGCUAGUAACGGCUGGUUCAGCCGAUUUAAGAGUCGUUGUAAUUGGCAUAGCAUCGCAGAGAGUGGAGAAGCGGCAAGCGCUGAUAAAGAAACUGCAUCUCUCUAUCCAGAAAAACUCAAAACAAUGAUAGAUGAAGGUGGCUACACUAGUCUUUUUUGGAAGAAAAUGCCUAAAAGAACUUUUAUUGCGCGUGAAGAGAAAACUUUUCCAGGUUUUAAAGCCGCCAAGGAUCGAUUAACAGUGAUGGUUGGUGCGAAUGCAGCUGGAGAUUGUAAAUUAAAACCUCUCUUAGUUUAUCGCUCAGAAAAUCCAAGAGCCUUAAAAAAUAAAUCUAAAGCUGGUUUGCCUGUCAUUUGGAAGUCUAAUGCAAAAGCUUGGGUGACAGCUUCUCUUUUUGAAGACUGGUUUGGCUAUCAUUUUAUUCCUGAAGUCGAACGUUACUGCCGAUUAAAAGAAAUCCCAUUUAAAGUGAUGCUACUAAUUGACAAUGCGCCAGGUCAUCCUCCCGCAACUCUAAUUAAUUUCGAUCCACGUGUGGAAGUUGUAUUUUUGCCACCAAACACUACCAGCUUGCUUCAACCAAUGGACCAGGGAGUCAUUAAAACAUUUAAAGCUUACUACACAAGGCGGUCAUUUGCACAUCUACAUGAAGCUAUGAGACAAAACAAUGAGCUUUCUGUUAAAGACUUUUGGAAGCAAUUCAAUGUUUUAGAUGCUGUAAGAAUUAUUGGACAAUCUUGGAAUGAGGUUUCACAAAAAACUCUCAAUGGUGUCUGGAAAAAACUGUGUCCAUUUUUUUUCACCUCUGAAACCCAAGGAGAAACCAUUUCAGAUCCUGAACAAAUCGAUAGCAUAAUAGAAGAAGUGGUCGAUAUCGCCAAGCAAUUAAAUUUAGAGGUCGAUAAUGAUGACGUUCAAGAAUUGCUAGAUUCACACAAUCAAGAGCUAACAAUUGACGAGGUUAUAGAAAUGCGUAAGUAUGAGCAAGAUAUUGACCAAACUGAUUCGCUAGACCCAGUUGAAUCGGUAAAUCAAAUGACAAUUGCAAACUUAACAGAAGGGCUCAAUUCAAUUGAAAAGGGGUUACAAAUUUUAGAAAAAAUUUAUUCUAAUGAAGAACGCAUUUCUACUACAAAACGAGGGAUAAAAAAAUUACUGGUAUGCUACGAGGAAAUUUUACGUGAAAAGAAGACAAAUUUAACUCGUCAGGCAAUACUGUUAGAAUAUAUGAAGCCUUCGACAUCAAAAUAACUUCGGUUUAGCUUACUUUAUUCAUAACAAUGUAAAAUUUUUUGAUUAUCCUACACUUAUUAAACAUUUUUCUUCUAAAUUAUUGUUUUCUUUAAACUCUGGUCCCGAUUAAACAAACUUUAUAUGUAUUUAUAUGCAACGUUGAACCCCGACUUACGCGAAUUCGACUUACACGGCAACCGCUCGGACCCACCUAUCGCGUAAGUCCGGGGUAUUACUGUAUUCAAAAACUUUUUUGGAUCCUGUCUCAAGCUACAAUAAAGAUGAUGAAAUUCUCCGAAAUUUUGCCUUUCUUGAUUUAUAGGAUGCGCCGAAAACGAGCGUUUUGUCCCCUCAGUAUUAUGCAUAUGAUAAUAUGCAGCAGUAGAUGUCAACAACAAAAUAUUUUCUUCUUCAGAAUCACUCAUUUUUUUAGCUGUUCACUAUACAAAACAUAAAUUGCAAAUGCAAUUUACGCUCUUAUCGCAGCUCUGUUAUGCACACCAUACAAAACUAUAACUCGACGCUAUGCUCUUGUCGCUGCUCUUAUCGCUUAUCACUGCACGCAGCCUAAAGCGCAAAAAAUACACGACACGAACAUUUCCCCGAACAUUCCCGUUAUGUCAUGUUUCUGCG